UCUUGUCCUUGAGAAACACGCAAGAAGAGGAACCGCCAGAUCCACAGCUAAUGAGACUGGACAAUAUGCUGAUAGCGGAAGGUGUUGCUGGACCAGAGAAGGGCGGAGGUGCGGGGGCCGCUGCCUCGGCAUCCGCGGCAGCCGCCGCCGGACCACCUGGACAACCGGACAACGCGAUCGAACACUCUGAUUACAGGGCUAAACUCGCUCAGAUUAGGCAAAUUUAUCAUCAGGAACUGGAAAAAUAUGAGCAGGCUUGUAACGAAUUUACUACUCACGUAAUGAACCUGUUGAGAGAGCAAAGUCGCACCAGGCCAAUCACACCAAAAGAAAUCGAAAGAAUGGUCCAAAUUAUUCAUAAGAAAUUCUCCAGCAUCCAGAUGCAGCUCAAGCAGUCCACCUGCGAAGCCGUGAUGAUUCUGAGGAGUCGAUUCUUGGAUGCCAGACGUAAAAGAAGAAAUUUCAGCAAACAAGCGUCUGAAAUUCUGAAUGAAUAUUUUUAUUCACACCUCAGUAAUCCCUAUCCGAGUGAGGAAGCCAAAGAGGAGCUCGCACGAAAAUGUGGAAUUACUGUGAGCCAGGUGUCCAAUUGGUUUGGAAAUAAAAGGAUACGCUAUAAGAAAAAUAUCGGUAAAGCGCAGGAGGAAGCAAACCUGUACGCAGCCAAAAAGGCAGCUGCAGCUUUUGCAGGAGCGUCGCCGUAUAGCAUGGGCGGUGCCAGCCAGGGCACCCCGACGCCAAUGAUGUCACCGGCGCCUCCAGGAGGACCACAGGACAUGGCUGGAUAUAGCAUGGGAAUAAACGGCAGCGAUUACGGCUCGCAGCCAUACAACGACGGUUCCAUGGGAUACGACCCCAUGCACCAGAUGAAACGAAAUUCUUAGAAGGCGACAGAGAGUGAGAGAGAGACACCGGAUCAGACAGCCACGCAAAAGACACGCAGUCAGAACUAAGAGGGAAAGGGAGGAAAGUGUGAAUCGCGCGAGAUACAGAAAGAUGGAGGGAUGAACGCGAAUGAGGGAGAGAAAGGGAGAGAGAAUGAGGUCACGCAGCCGGGAAAAGUUGAACGUGAAAAUCGGGACUAGUGCACUGAUCUCGGCCUCUCGUGCUUUUUAUUGUGUUUCCAGUGAUACGUCAGGCCGGCCUAAACGCUCGCAAUCGUACCUAGCAAAACUCACCGCAACCUCGACACGAAAUAAGAGAGAGAAUGAAAGAAACAUAGAGAGAGCUAGAGAGGUAGAAAGAAAGAAAGAGCGCGAGCGAGAAAACGAGGGAGAUGAGACUCGGGAUUAGAAGUUGACGAGGACUGGUCAGGACAUCGUUGCAACCAGCGCAGAUCUUUUCCUAUCAAAGUUUUCUCAAAGAGAGAGAGAGAGAGAGAGAGAGAGAGAGAGAGAAAAUUUCUCGAAUAAUGAAAUUUCGCGAAUUUUGCGAGAGACUCUAUGAAUACGAGACGGGUUGUUAGGAUAAUUCGGGGUGUGCUAGUUCGGUUGUCGUCUAACUCAUCGAUAGUGCAAUAUAUUACGUACACAGGCAGACGCGCGUAUCGUGUUCCGCUACGUGUUUCGAGAACGUAUAAAAAAUUAUAUUUGACGCGAGACUGUCGCGUUACUGCAGAGAAAGAUCUCCACUCGUAAGUUCCGAGGAGUAGAAUUUAUUUUUGAACCAAGUUGCAUUGAGGGGAAAGACCCGCCGUGUGCUCUGAAUCGCGACGCACUUUAAAAAAUGUGGAAGCGAUAAAUCGAAAUUCGUAGAAAUGGUAGGAAAUGUCGAGAAUAAUUUUUGGAUAACGCGAGAAAACUCGCGGCAGUUUCACUUUUGCGGAAAGUAUCGGCAAAAAAUUUCGUUCGAGAGUAAUUUCUUUUACUACAACUUAUACCGGUUUACACCUUGAAGAAUACAUCUACACUGGAAGAAAUAGAAGACUUGCAGUGACCGUAGAGGAACGCGAUUCAUGAUAACGAUUACGUCAUGAAGAGAUUGCAUAUUUACAUUCGUCUCACGCGAAUCAAGCUUUCGAAUCUUUCAGAUUCUCUAUCGAAUUUUGUGUAUUGACGAUAUAUACUGAAAAAAAAGCGGAGGACUCUUCGCCUAUGCGGCUAUUAUUCCCUCCAAGAAGACGUUCUCGCCUUUGUGCUCUUCCUUUAGGAUUAGAUCUCGUUAAGUGUGCAAUAAAAUUUUGAUAUUGGGACUUUUUUUUAGAUUGUAGAGAGAAAGAGAGGGAGGGAAGAAAAAGAAACGUUAGAUAGGUUGUUUAUUACGUAGAUAAUAAAAGUUGGUGGCAGCAAGCAAUAAGUUAAUUCUAUAAUUAAUCAAUCAUACGAGUGUGUUUCAGAGCGCUAAGGAGCGCGAACCAUUGCUUGUAACAACCAAUUAUUUUAGUCGAAUUGAGAAUUCGAACAGGGUCUUGAAAUUACUCGUACGGGUAGCAUCUGUGCUAUUUUUAUUUCUCACGUCUGAAACAAUGGAAAUCGCUAACAAAGCUAUACGAAUCUUCCGUUUCGUACAUAAAUUAGUUAUUUGACACGCACCCUACGCAUUCGCGCGAUUUCACGUCGCUCUUUACAUGGCUUUCGAUACUUCAGUCUUAGAGGGACUUAAAAACAACUCUUCCCAUACACAAUUUUUACACACACACACACUUCAUACAUAUAAUAUAUAUACGUAUAAGUUGAUAGAAAGAGAGCAGCGUUAGUGUGUAUUCUAUAAUUGGAAAAGUUGGAGAGAAUUAGGAGGAUAGAUACUUUUCGUGACAUGCAUGACUGCAUGUAGAAUUUCAAACAUGAGAGCCUCCGAAACGAAAAAUGUAAAAAUUUUUUUAGAUGAUAUAUAAGUAUGCCUUCUGACAGAUCGCAAACGACAAUUCGUACAAAAAUGUUUACAAUUCGUGGCGAAUAAUUUAAUUAAAACAUUAAAAAUUUUGAAUAAUACUAUUUUCAGAGGCCCACGUGUGUACUGGUUUGAUAAAGUAGUGCGUGUGUGUGUCUUUAUCUGUUGAUGUUUGACUUGAGAGAUGAUUGUUUGGGAUAUUUGAAUGGUUAAGCGAAGGAUCACGAAAGAUGGAGAGAAAGAGAGUGAGAGAAGAGAGUGAAUGAUCAAAAUUUCAUUGUAGCUCGUUUUGCAAAGUUCAAAAUUUCGCGUAGACAGUAGACUAGACGCCAGUGCGUUGCAUUGGUGAAAUCGAAAGGACACUUUUUCAUUUAUUUGAUUAUCUACGAUAAAAUAAUAUCUAAGUAAUCGCAGAGAUAUUAAAUAAAAUAAUAUCUAAAUAGCGAGUUUUAUAGAUAAAAUCGAGAAUAAAUAAUCAAAUCCUUUCGAAUGUGAAUAACGAGAAAUGAUAUCACAAGUAAUGUACGAAAAAAAAGGGGAAAAUGUGUCGAAUUUCGCUUUCAAUUGAAAUCGAAAAAUAAAUUGAAAUACAAAGUCUUACACGGUUGAGUAUGCGUUCAAGACUCGAGACACUUUCUAUUUCUCGUUUUCACGUUACACAGUCAAUGCAACGUUCCGAGCUUGGAGAAGGUUUGGCAUACCUGCUGUGCGGGUAAACUCAACGUUCUCUUUGCGCGAAGCGUGACAAAGUAAAUUUUCUUUUACCGGGUCGAGGCGAGGCUUAGCGACCAAUGACACGCUAUUUUGUCGCCAUCCUGCAGGGGAUAAAGACAGAGGGAUAAAAAUCAAUUUCAAAA
Molecule: messenger RNA, 3686 nt
Organism: Linepithema humile (Argentine ant)
Lineage: Eukaryota; Metazoa; Arthropoda; Insecta; Hymenoptera; Formicidae
Source: RefSeq, a predicted model, not a curated record